GGCUCGAUUAGGGGCUGAGAGCGGCCUUCAGUUUCCUGCCGCUUUUUUUUUAUAGCGACGGUCUCCUUUAGGGGACUUGUGGGAGAUACUAUUAGGAAUGACCACUUCAAGCAAUAUCCAAAACACAUCUAUGCAAGCUUCAAAACAGACUUCUGUAGAGGAAGUAGAUUUUACUAAAGACAUUGUAGAAGUGUUUGAGAUGGAGCAGUCUCCUGAACACUGUGCAACAGAAUCACCUCCCCCAGCAACAGAACCUCCUUUGCCAAAAACAGAAUCACCUUUGCCAAAAACAGAUACACCUGCUCCACCUCUUCCUCCUGAUUUUGAAAAGUAUUGGAAAUCUGUACAAGCUUAUCCUGAAGAAUUUAAUACUUGGACAUACUUGUUACAAUAUGUAGAACAAGAGAAUCAUCUGUCUGCUGUUAGGAAAGCAUUUGACGCCUUUCUUGCACAUUAUCCUUAUUGUUAUGGCUACUGGAAGAAAUAUGCAGACUUGGAAAAAAAGAACAAUAACAUAUUAGAAGCAGAUGAGGUUUAUAGAAGGGGCAUUCAAGCUAUUACAUUAAGUGUUGAUCUUUGGAUGCAUUAUCUUAAUUUCUUGAAAGAAACUUUAGAUCCUGCAGAUCCAGAGACAUGUCUUACAUUAAGAGGAACCUUUGAACAUGCAGUUGUUUCAGCAGGGCUAGACUUCAAAUCUGACAAGCUUUGGGAAAUGUAUAUUAAUUGGGAAACUGAACAGGGAAACUUAAGUGGUGUCACAUCAAUUUACAGCCGGCUUCUUGGGAUUCCUACGCAGUACUACAGUCUUCAUUUUCAGCGGUUUAAAGAACAUAUUCAGGGUAAUUUGCCUAGAGAAUUUCUAACAUCCGAAAAAUUUAUCGAGCUUCGAAAGGAGCUUGCAUCUAUGACUCUGCAUGGUGGAACAAAUGAUGAUAUUCCUCCUGGGAUGGAAGAGAUAAAAGACCCUGCAAAGCGUACUACAGAAGUUGAAAACAUGCGGCAUCGUAUAAUUGAAGUUCAUCAGGAGAUUUUUAAUCUAAAUGAACAUGAAGUCAGCAAGAGGUGGAACUUUGAAGAAGGAAUUAAAAGACCUUACUUUCAUGUUAAGCCUCUGGAGAAAGCACAGCUUAAUAACUGGAAAGAAUAUUUGGACUUUGAGCUAGAGAAUGGGUCAAAUGAACGCGUUGUUAUUCUUUUCGAAAGAUGUGUCAUUGCUUGUGCCUGCUAUGAGGAGUUUUGGAUCAAGGUACAGCAUCAUAUUCCUAACAUAUUAAUUCAUAUAUGAUCUCCUACCUAACCCAUCUGUACACUUGUUAAAUUGUGUUCAUCUAUAACUAUAUCUAUUGCAUUAGGGGAUGGUCUGCUUGCAACCAGAUUUGACUGCUGCAUAAGCCAACAGCGUUGCCUCUCUUCGCCCUUCCUUACAGAAUCUAGUCUAGUGGUUCAAUAAAGGUGCUGAUUGGGUUAAAAAAAAUAGAAUUUUAUUCUUCUCUUGCACAUUUCUUACACUGACAGAGACUAAUAAUGCAUCUUAUUCUUGUGUUUAGUAUGCCAAGUAUAUGGAAAAUCACAGUGUGGAAGGGGUAAGGCAUGUUUACAGUAGAGCAUGUAAUGUGCAUCUGGCGAAGAAACCUAUGGUUCAUUUACAGUGGGCUGCAUUUGAAGAGCAACAAGGUAACCUAGAGGAAGCAAGGCGAAUAUUAAAAAAUAUAGAAACAUCUGUAGAGGGCCUGGCAAUGGUUCGUUUACGAAGGGUAAACUUAGAGCGGAGACAUGGAAAUGUGAAAGAAGCAGAAAAAUUAUUGGAAGAAGCUAUGAACAAAGCAAAAACUUGCAGUGAAUCUUCCUUCUAUGCUAUUAAGCUCUCCCGGCACCUUUCUAAAGUGCAAGCUGAUGUUGUGAAAGCGAGAAAAGUUUUGUCUGAUAGCAUUCAGAAAGACAAAGAAAAUACAAAAUUGUACCUCAAUUUACUGGAACUGGAAUAUAACUGUGAUUUCAAGCAGAAUGAAGAGAACAUUUUGUCUGCUUUUGACAAAGCAAUAAAAAGUCCAAUGCCUAUAGUAAUGAGAGUUAAAUUCUCACAAAGGAAAGUUGAGUUUUUAGAAGAUUUUGGUUCUGAUGUUAAGAAGUUGUUGGAUACAUAUAAUGAGCAUCAGAAGCUUCUAAAAGAUCAAGAUCUUUUGAAGAGAAAAGCUGAAAAUGGGUUGGAGCAGCCAGAAACAAAGCGACUGCAUACAGAAGAAGUGAGCACAGUAGCUUCAGUUCCAGUUACCACUGCAAGUGUAGAUGCAGCUCAGUCAGGUUAUAACUACGGGAGCUGGUAUCAGUACAACUACCCUGCCAACUGGAAUUAUGGACAGUACUACAAUACUCCAUCAACUUGAAGACUAAACCAGCACUAUGAAUACUCCUGUAAACCAUUGAGUAUUUUUUUUUCUUUUCAAGUUGUGAAAUGUCCUUUUUAUUUCUUCCAAAUUGGGAGAACCUGGGCACUGGUUACCAUCACUGCAGCCGCACACUUAGUGAGCACAGUAAACAUUUUUUUUCAUGUUUCAAUUUUUUUCCUGGAAUCCAUGGAAUAUAUAAGUGUAUCAGUUUUUUUUUGUGUUGGGGCUGAAAUGUGUGUCCAUUGGAAAUGUAUUACUCCACAUCUAUUCAUAAUUUUUUGUUUUUCUUUUCUAAUAUCCUGAAUCUUUUGUAGUUUGGAUAAACUGUUGUUGCUUAGCAUCAGUGUCUAAUGGAACAGCCUAAAAAAAUAUGCCCAACAAAUACGUGUUUAGCACAGUCUAGCACUUUGAAAGAAAGUGCACAUUUAUAUGAAAAGGCAUUCUGCUUAACUUUACUUUUAGUAGAUCUGUUAGAAUAGACAAAUUUAAUUUCAAUAGUUAAAUCAGUAUUGGGUUUUUUUCUCUUUUUUUUUUUAAAAAAAAAAAAAGCAUUGUGAUUUUAGAAUUGAAGUUGCCUGCAUUCAUCUAUGUGUAAUGUUUACUCAUUCUCCUCAAGCGUUAUUUGGUUUAUCAAUAAAGAGUUGCCCACCUUACAUUAACUUUUUUUUUCAUAAAUGUAAAAUGGACAAAGGGAAUUUUCUCUGGUAUUUAUGUCAAGAAGAAAAUAUGAUUGUCCUGUCCGUAUCCUUCACCAUAAUAAACACUGUAUUCAGCCGUCA
Molecule: messenger RNA, 3166 nt
Organism: Xenopus tropicalis (tropical clawed frog)
Lineage: Eukaryota; Metazoa; Chordata; Amphibia; Anura; Pipidae
Source: RefSeq